This is a messenger RNA of Rosa chinensis, 873 nucleotides long. RefSeq lists its product as uncharacterized. Lineage: Eukaryota; Viridiplantae; Streptophyta; Magnoliopsida; Rosales; Rosaceae. Bases 1 to 873 code for a protein of 290 amino acids. The transcript has a single exon. Gene Ontology annotation, molecular function: catalytic activity. The record is from RefSeq and is a predicted model, not a curated record.
AUGAAUGUUCUAGCCUGGAAUUGUCGUGGAAUCGGCAACGACUCCGCGGUGCAAGCUUUGAAGCAAUUGAUCACCCAACAUCGUCCAUCUUUUAUCUUUUUGAGCGAGACAAAGGUCUCUGAUCCGGAUUACAUGAGAACGCUGAGACUGGAGCUAGGUUAUCUCAACUGUGAAGCUGUUUUUAGCCGGGGCCAGUCCGGUGGUCUGGCAUUGUUUUGGAGUGAUGGAAUUGAUGUUAGGUUUCAGUCAAAGUCACAUCAUCACAUUGAUGUUGAAGUCUGGGAAAGAGAUGGUUCUGGGAUUGCUUGGAGACUAUCGGGUUUCUAUGGACACCCGACAACCAGUGAGCGUCACCGGACCUGGACGCUCCUUCGUGAGCUCUCUACGCAGUCUGCGCUUCCAUGGAUUGUGGUGGGUGAUUUUAAUGAAGUUCUGCAUGUGGCAGAGAAAGCUGGGGGCUGUGUACGUCGUGAAGGACAGAUGCAACAGUUUCGUGAUGCUCUUGCCUUCUGCGACUUAUUUGAUCUGGGUUUCUCAGGCUCGGCUUUUACCUGGAGUAGGGCUGGCAUUAGAUGCCGGCUAGAUAGGGCAGUGGGGACGGCAUCCUGGACGGAUAUAUUCCCAGCUGCUCAGGUUUCUAAUCUAAAACCUAUUCAUGGUGAUCAUGUUCCCAUCCUCUUGGGGGUGUACCCGUCUCCCCUAGCCACUGUUCAACGUCGGCGUAAACGCUUCCGUUUUGAGAGCUUCUGGGUAAGGCAUGAAGCUUGUGCAGAGGUAGUGAAAUCUGGUUGGGUGUGUGAGCCACGGAACCAACCUAUGUCCCAAGUUUCUCGGAAGAUUAUGCAUACGCGUUUCGCCCUUAAUGAUUGGUAG